This is a messenger RNA of Fraxinus pennsylvanica, 2895 nucleotides long. Lineage: Eukaryota; Viridiplantae; Streptophyta; Magnoliopsida; Lamiales; Oleaceae. The record is from the annotation of a GenBank genome assembly.
AUGCUCCUCAACUGCCUCUAUAAUGCUGGCAAUGAUUCGAAACCCGCCUUGAAGAAGGAGAGCCUCAGUCUCCUUGCUGUUCUCUAUGCAGUGCACUCGGAUCCUUGUUCGACCUACUUGACAAAAAUAAUUGCCCACAUUGUGAAGAAGCUCAAGGACUCAGAUUCACCUUUGCAUGCGUUUCAAAAGCUCUGCUCAAUGUUACUGUUCUGCGGUGGAGGUGGUGGUUGUGUUUAUGGAUUUAUGGGAUUUAUUGGCGUUGUCGCCUUGCAGAAGCCAGAAGUAGCCGCAGAAGCAUUAAUGGUUAGGCGUAAUCCAAAAAUGGGAUUUGGUUUUCUUGGUUCUUUUUUUAUUCUAACACUGUUCUUUAAGCCUUUGGUUUCUCAACAACCCAAUACGGACGGGUCAUUUAUCUUUGAUUUCUUGCAAAAAAUGUACUCAGAUUCUUCCGAAGAUUAUGACUUUUCUGGCCCUUUUUGUUCAUGGAGAGGUGUGUUUUGUGAUGCCAAAAGAGAGAAUGUUGUGAAAUUGGAAGUAACUGGUUUGGGUUUAUCUGGUGUAAUUCCUGAUGACACAAUCGGGAAAUUGUCAAAGCUUGAAACUUUGGAUCUGAGUAGUAACAAAAUCACUUCUUUCCCCUCUGAUUUCUGGAGUUUGGGUACACUCAAGAAUCUAAAUCUUUCCUUUAACCAAUUUUCUGGAAAUCUCCCAAGUAACAUGGGCAAUUUUGGUCACCUCCAAAUUCUCGACCUCUCUUUCAACAAUUUCUCUGGGAGUAUCCCUGAAGCAAUAAGCUCUCUUGUCAGUUUGGAAGUUCUUAAUCUCAGUCAGAAUGGAUUUGAGUCAACCAUUCCUUUGGGGAUCUCACAAUGCAAGUCCUUGGUUUCCAUUGAUCUUUCCGUAAACAGGCUCAACGGCUCUCUUCCUCGAGAUUUUGGUGCUGCAUUGGCGAAGCUGGAAUUUUUGAACCUGGCUAAUAAUGAGAUCGAGGGCCGGGAUACAGAUUUUUCGAGGAUGAAAUUGAUCAGAUAUCUUAAUAUUUCCGGCAAUCUGUUCAAUGGUUCAGUUGCUGGUGUCUUUGAAGGGCCUUUGAAGGUGAUUGAUUUGAGCAGAAACCAAUUUCAAGGCCACAUUGCUGAGGUAAAUUUCAGUUCCACCUUCAAUUGGUCCAAGUUGGUUUAUUUGAAUUUAUGUGAGAAUCAGCUUAGUGGAGAGUUUUUCAGUGGCUUGAAUUAUGCUCAUAAUAUCAAAUACCUUAAUCUUGCACAAAACAGAUUCACCAGACAACAUUUUUUGUCAAUUAAUAUGCUCUCCAAUUUAGAGUAUCUAAAUCUAUCUAGUACUAAUUUGAUUGGUGAAAUUCCGAGUAAUAUCUCAUAUUUGAGUAGUUUGACAACACUCGAUCUUUCAAAAAACCAUUUGAGCAACCGUAUUCCUCCCUUUGGUACCAAGAACCUUCAAGUUCUUGAUGUUUCUCACAACAAUCUAAGCGGAGACAUCCCAUUGAUGCUUUUAGAAGGACUCCGAGAGAUGGAGAGGUUUAAUUUCUCUUAUAACAACCUAAGCUUUUGUGGUUCACAAAUUCCCUCAGAAACCCUCCAAUUCGCUUUCAUCGGGUCGGUGAACAGCUGCCCUAUUGCUGCAAACCCUGCCUUCUUUAAAAUAAAAUCUCAGAAGCAUAGAGGACUAAAGCUUGCCCUCGCUCUAACCCUCUCAAUGGUUUGUCUACUUGUGGGUUUGCUCUUUUUAGCCUUUGGAUGUCGAAGAAAAACCAGAAAUUGGGCAGUGAAACAGAAUUCAUUUAGAGAAGAACAAACUAUCUCAGGACCCUUCUCGUUCCAGACUGAUUCAACCACUUGGGUAGCUGAUGUUAAGCAAGCAACGUCUGUCCCAGUUGUAAUCUUUGAAAAGCCAUUGCUUAAUUUUACAUUUGCAGACCUCUUGUCUGCAACUUGUCAUUUUGAUCGUGGCUCAUUGUUGGCAGAAGGGAGGUUUGGUCCAGUUUAUGGUGGACUAUUACCGGGAGGAGUUCAUGUGGCUGUUAAAGUUCUAGUCCAUGGUUCGACUACGACUGAUCAUGAAGCUGCUAGAGAGCUUGAGUAUCUUGGUCGGAUAAAACAUCCUAAUCUUGUUCCUCUAACUGGGUAUUGCUUGGCUGGAGAGCAGAGGAUUGUGAUUUAUGAAUUCAUGGAAAAUGGAAAUCUGCAGAACUUGCUUUACGAUUUGCCACUUGGUGUUCAAGCUACAGAAGACUGGACCACUGAUACGUGGGAAGAAGAUGAAAAUAACGGGAUACAAAAUGUUGGGACAAAAGGAUCACUAAUAACUUGGAGAUUUAGGCACAAAAUUGCACUUGGCACAGCUCGUGCAAUGGCAUUUCUUCAUCAUGGCUGCUCACCUCCAAUUAUACACAAAGAUGUCAAAGCAAGCAGUGUUUAUCUCGACUCAAACUUGGAACCACGAUUGUCAGACUUUGGAUUGGCUAGAAUCUUUGGGAAUGAGCCUGACAACGAGAUAGCAAGUGGUUGGCCAGGGUAUUUGCCACCAGAGUUUCUACAGCCAGAAAUCAGCUCUCCAAAGUCUCCGACUCCAAAAUCUGAUGUUUAUGGAUUUGGAGUAAUUCUUUUUGAACUAAUUACUGGGAAAAGGCCUGUUGAAGAUGAUUAUCCAGAUGAAAAUGAAGCAUCUUUAGUAAGUUGGGUGAGAGGUUUAGUAAGGAGGAAUCAUGCAUCACGAGCUAUUGAUCCCAAAAUACGCGGAACAGGACCAGAUGAACAAAUAGUCGAGGCUUUGAAGAUUGGGUAUCUAUGCACAGCUGAAAUUCCUUCAAAGCGGCCAAGUAUGCAACAGGUAGUUGGACUUCUGAAGGAUCUUGAACCAAUCACACAAAAAUGA